Sorex fumeus (smoky shrew) is the source of this 1740-nucleotide messenger RNA. RefSeq names its product cilia and flagella associated protein 210 (gene CFAP210). The record is from RefSeq and is a predicted model, not a curated record. Lineage: Eukaryota; Metazoa; Chordata; Mammalia; Eulipotyphla; Soricidae. The coding region runs from base 1 to 1650 and encodes 549 amino acids. The transcript has 9 exons.
AUGGGCUCGUCAGCUACGCAGGUGCGAUUCGGAAGGCGCUGCGGGCAGGCGAAGGAAGGCACGGCAGUAAAGAACCAUGAAGAUCAAGUUUGUUACCCAUCUCUAUCUAACAAAGUAGAUCUCCAGCAGAUCACUGUAAUUCCACAUGAUGAGUGGAAGAGGAUUCGAGACAGCCUUGAUAGUUUGACAAGAGAAGCAGCUCGCCUUCGUGCAGAAAGAAAAGCAAAAAAACAAUUGCAUAUUCGAUCGCAAGAAGUUGUAAGACAUUGGACUAAUACAUCUGCAGGAAUUAGAGAUCAGAAUCUUAAAGCCAAAAAGAAGCGUGCUGAAGAAUUAGAGGCAGAAGGAAAACUUCUUGAUUUGGAAGAUGAAAUUUACCAACAAGGCGAAAGGAAAAAAGCCAUUGAACUUGCAAAACAAUAUCAAUUUUACCAGACAGAAAGAGUGAAAAAACUUCAUUCAGGACUUCUUCUUAGUAGAGUUUUGAAAGAGCGGGAUGCACAGAUUGAAUUCAAAAAGAGCAACAUAAAAUCAGAUAAAAAAUGGGAGGAACAAUUGAAACUCAACAGUGAAAAAGCUUUUAAAGAAGAAAAAGAAAGAGAAGAAAAACGACGAAGAGAUAGCAUGGCUCUGGCCCUUGAUCAAUUAAAACAAAUUAGAGAACGUGAAGAGGAAGAAGAAGUAAGAAGAAAAUAUGAAGAAAAGGAAGCUGAGGAAAUAAAGCGGCAGCAUGUAUUAUAUGAAAUAGAAAUAGAGAAAAAUAAAGAAAAGAAAAAAGAAAAGAUCGCUGAGAACAGGAGACUGCUUUUUGAGCAUAUAAAUGAUAAAAAUAACAUUAAAGCUCUAGAACAACAGCAGAAGGAAGAUGAAGAAGAAAAGAUUAGAAGAUUUAUCAAAACAAAAAAAUAUCUUGCAAAAGUAGGGUUAGAAAAAGAAAUUGAAAAACAAAGGCUAGAAGAAGAACGAAGAGAAAGAAUAAAUAACUUCCUGAUUGCACGAAUGAGGGAAAGACUUGACAAUGAAGAUUUGAUUAUCGCCAGAGAUAUUGCAGAAGCUGAUGCUGAAUGGGAAAAAAGAGAACGAGAAAAACAGGAACUAAGAGAAGCAGAAUUAAAGGCAAUUGCAGAACAUAGGGAUAUUACAAUGAAAAAUAAAGAGGAACAAGAAAGACUAAGAAAAAUAGAGAAUAAAGAACAUCUGCUAGCCAUGAAGAAAGCAGAUCAGAUUUUCCAUGAGCAUGAAAAGGAGAAAAUACUCAAAGCUGCCAAAGAACGUAGAGAUAUUCAAGAGGCCCAUAUUCAGCACAUUGCCAAAAAUAGGUUGGAAUCAAAACUAGCAAAACAAGCAGAAAUAGAGUACUGGCAAGAUACUAAUGCUCUUAUGAACGAAAAGGAGAAAGAAUUUCAGAAUUAUGCCAGAGAAGUAAUUAAAUCUGAGGCUGAAUCAACAAAUAAAUAUAUUUACCCUCUUGUAAAAGCUGUACAAGAUGGAUCUGGAGGUGGCCAUGGACCAAUUCUUAUGGACAGAGCUGGACUAAGACCCAGCUACCAGGCAAAUGAUGCUACUGGAGUUCAACUCCCUUUUUAUAACUCUCAGGGCUCAAAAUAUAAUUUAAAAAAAUCCAAAGGAAGGCUAGGUUUUAUAUGGUAGAACAAGUUUAAAGAUUCAGAAGACCAAUUUGUAGCUAAUAUAUGAUCUACAAGUGUAAGAGAAUCAUAUGCUUACAAUUUGUUAAUAAAG